GCUCGUACGGAGGACGGUGAAACAUGGUGAAGAUAUGAACGCGUUACUAACUUUGCGCGUGUAGCAGCGGCGUGGCUCGUUUUGGUGGUUAAACGUUUAUCUGACCGGCCCCUCGCCGAGCCCGGGCCCCGGCGCACGGAGCGCUGAAGCAAAUGAAAGCGUUGUUUGGUUUCGAGCCGCCGAACAAAGAGCUUUUCUUCCCUCAACCAUUGUUUCCGAGCGGGACGCCUCAAACUGGUUCCGACGUGGUUUCGGACGGUUAAAGUGAGGGGCGGCCUGUGCUCCAGUCAUGACCCCUGGGAAUGGGAACACUCACAGCAGCCAAGACAACAGAGAGAGCAAAGCAGCCCAGCAGGCGAUAGACACGUCCCACAUCCUCACCCACCUGAUCGAAGGCUUUGUGAUCCAGGAAGGUGCCGAGCCAUUUCCUGUGGAGCGUCCGUCCUUCUCCAUAGAGAGUCUCAGGAGACGCACGGCAGACGUAAAGAUGGACGGUCGUUCAUCAAAGUGUAAAGACGUACCGGCCCAGCAGGAGCCCAUGCUGACCUGUGAACUCUGUGGGAAGGUGGACUUUGCCUACAUCUUCAAAAGGUCCAAGAGGUUCUGCUCUACAGUCUGCGCUAAACGCUACAAUGUGGGAUGCACAAAGAGAAUGGGUCUCUUCCCAAACCGUAAAACCACCCUGGAGAACCUGAAGAGGCAAAGAGUCCUGAACGGAACCCACAAAGACUCCAGCGUGGACCUGAAAAAGAGGACCCCGCCCUCCUUGCAGAAACCCGUGGCUGCUGCGGCGCCAUCUGCUGGCCACUCUGUGCACCCCGCUCAGGGGGAGUCCAGUCAGUGUUCGGACCUGUCGGGCUAUAGGAGAACCCCGUCUCCGCUGUUGCCCUCCCAGGUCCAGAGGCAGACCCCUGAUCUGCCCCUGCUACCCCACAGCUUCCUGCCCAGCGGCCCGGGGCUGUGGAACAUCGAAGAUGUCUACGAGUUCAUCUCCACCCUGCCAGGUUGUUUGGAGAUCGCAGAGGAAUUCCGCUCCCAGGAAAUCGAUGGACAGGCGCUCCUGCUGCUGAAGGAGGACCAUCUCAUGGGAACCAUGAACAUCAAACUGGGCCCAGCUCUGAAAAUCUUUGCUCAGAUCAGCCUGCUGAAGGACUGGUAGUUCAUCUCACUCGGACUUCCUCUGAUGGCAGCGCCGCGGCGUUCCGGCGCCACUCACUCAGGAUCUUUGGAUUUUCAUCCAGACUGGCUGACUUCAAGGACCGAGACUCUUCAGCUCACCUUACAGUUUCAGGAAAAUUCGAGUCCGUGUUUGGAUACGCGUGGACGUACGUAUGUAGGCACGUAGUUUCUUAGGUAGGAUUCCUUCCUGCUCCGGGUCAGAUCCGGGUUUCUUUAUAAGGUCAGAGGUCAUUGUGCAUACAGAAUCAUGCUGAGGACAAACCAAUGUCCCACGAUGCACAUCUAGACCAGACCGCAAACAGGACGUGAUGGUCCUGAAGAACGUCUCCUGCUUUAGCUUCUGAUAGAAAACAGACGGUGAAACUCUAGGAU
This is a messenger RNA of Nothobranchius furzeri (turquoise killifish), 1551 nucleotides long. RefSeq names its product polyhomeotic homolog 2a (Drosophila) (gene phc2a). Gene Ontology annotation, biological process: negative regulation of DNA-templated transcription. Gene Ontology annotation, molecular function: zinc ion binding; chromatin binding; histone binding. Gene Ontology annotation, cellular component: PRC1 complex; nucleus. The record is from RefSeq and is a predicted model, not a curated record. Lineage: Eukaryota; Metazoa; Chordata; Actinopteri; Cyprinodontiformes; Nothobranchiidae.